Messenger RNA from Gongylonema pulchrum, 372 nucleotides. Lineage: Eukaryota; Metazoa; Nematoda; Chromadorea; Rhabditida; Gongylonematidae. The record is from the annotation of a GenBank genome assembly.
GCUGCAGAUGAAGCGUUGACGAGUGGUUCAGUUGAAGUGGAGGAAUUACCGCCCGGUGAUGAAACGGUCAAAAAAAUUGCCAUUGAUUUUGGCGAUAGUAAACGAUCAUUUGAUUGGGUGAUAAAUGCGCAGAACACAGGCAAUGAUGUGACGGUAACAAUUGAAGCACCGAUGGGUGAGCAAAUCGAACCGCUGGCAAUGAGUGAAGAGCAGUUCAUCAAUGCUGUGCUACGCCUCAGUGGAAUGCAGGAGCAUUGUGGGCAUUUGAAAAAACCGCUGAAACCAAACGAACUCUAUGAAAUCGCAAACUGCACGAAUGUCACUGGUUCCGAAGUAGGCUUUUUUAAAAUCCUUGUCUUGCUGUUUUUUUGA